GACACGCAGUCCUCAUCAGCAAAAUGAGGAGGAAUUAACGCACCGACUGUCACCCGUGUGCUUCCCCACCGCGGUGCACGCAGUGGAUGUUUAAACCUCCUCGUCUGCCGGAGACCAGCGCGGAGAUCUGACUUUAUUCCAUCAAUGAGAUAUGCGGAGUGGCUCUACCGCUCGGUGCUAACGCAGAAAAACACAAGAUGAAGAAGCAGUUCAACCGAAUGAGACAGCUCGCCAACCAAACAGUGGGCAGAGCUGAGAAAACAGAAGUGUUAAGUGAAGACCUGCUGCAGGUGGAGAAGCGUCUGGAGCUGGUGAAGCAGGUUUCCCACAGCACACACAAGAAACUGACCGCCUGUCUGCAGGGCCAGCAGGGCGUGGACGUGGACAAGAAGUCUGUCAGGUCACCCUCGAAGAAGCUUCCGCUCGCAACACUCGCACAAUGUAUGGUGGAGGGGGCAGCUGUGCUCGGGGACGAGUCUCUACUAGGGAAGAUGCUGAAGCUCUGUGGAGAGACUCAGGAAAGACUUGCCCAGGAGCUCAUCUUGUUCGAGCUCACCAUCGAGAGGGACGUGAUCGAGCCUUUGUAUGACCUCGCAGAGGUGGAAAUCCCCAAUAUCCAGAAACAAAGGAAACAUUUAGCCAAGCUGGUCCUGGACAUGGACUCUGCACGGACACGGUACUCUCAGUCCACCAAGUCUUCAGGACUGUCCAGCAACCUGCAGCCAGCAGGAGCCAAGGCCGACCACCUCAGGGAAGAGAUGGAGGAGGCAGCCAACCGCAUGGAGAUCUGUCGAGAUCAGUUAUCAGCAGACAUGUACAGUUUUGUGGCCAAAGAAAUUGACUAUGCAAGCUACUUCCAGACACUGAUAGAAGUCCAGGCAGAGUACCACAGGAAGUCAUUAGAGCUGCUUCAGAGCGUGCUGCCCCAGAUCAAAGCUCAUCAGGAGACCUGGGUGGAGAAACCGUGUUACGGGAAACCAUUAGAGGAGCACUUAGCGCUCAGCGGGAGAGAUAUUGCCUUUCCCAUCGAGGCCUGUGUCACCAUGCUGCUGGAGUGCGGCAUGCAGGAGGAGGGUUUGUUCCGAAUCGCUCCCUCCGCCUCCAAACUCAAAAAGCUGAAGGCAUCUUUGGACUGCGGUGUGUUAGAUGUUCAGGAGUACUCUGCAGACCCGCACGCCAUCGCAGGUGCUUUGAAGUCCUACCUGCGGGAGCUCCCUGAACCAUUAAUGACCUUUGAACUCUACAAUGAAUGGAUCCAGGCCUCAAACAUUCAAGAUCAAGACAAGAGACUGCAAGCUCUGUUCAGUGCAUGUGAGAAACUCCCUCCAGCCAACAACACCAACUUUAAGUAUUUAAUCAAAUUCCUGUCCAAACUGACUGACUACCAGGACGUGAACAAAAUGACGCCGGGAAACAUUGCUAUUGUCCUCGGACCCAACCUGCUGUGGACUCACAAUGAAGGCAACAUCACGGAGAUGAUGACCACAGUUUCCCUGCAGAUCGUGGGCAUCAUUGAGCCCAUCAUCCAGCACGCUGACUGGUUCUUCCCAGGAGAAAUCGAGUUCAACAUCACAGGGAACUAUGGCAGCCCCGUCCACACCAACCACAACGCCAACUACAGCUCGAUGCCCUCUCCGGAUAUGGAUCAGAUGGAUCGCAAGCAGAACGACCAGAGCCGACGGCCGCUCAGCGUCGCCACGGACAACAUGAUGCUGGAGUUUUAUAAGAAGGACGGCAUUAGGAAGAUACAAAGCAUGGGUGUCAGGGUGAUGGACACUUCUUGGGUGUCGCGCAGGGGAUCGUCGUCUACACGUAUAACCUCGUCCACGCCACCGAGCGUGCACCCCCCCACCCCACCCGUAGACACGCUCAUCCCCGAGCAGCCUGGGGAAUUCUCAGCCUCCCCCUCCCCUACCCCUCCUCCCACUAGCAGCGACCGAGCCAGUUCAGACGAUGCAUCCUCCAAUUGGUCGGACUCCUGUUAUGCCUACCCCUCCCCCGAGGAGGAGAGGCCGCCUCCCCCUUACCCCUCUUCCUCUUCUUCCUCCUCCUCCUCUUGCUCUUCCUACUCGCUCUCUCACCACCAUUUCCGCACCCGAACACCUCCGGGAAUGCGUCCCGUUGCCCCCAGCCCAGAAUCUGUGCCCCCUGGCCCGUCCCCACCGCCACGCCGCACUGGGUGCAGCCCGCCUCCACUCCCUCACUCCCUGUGCCCAUCCCCUCAGCAGCUUGACUUCAACUCUAACCCCAAACCUAACUCCCUGCACCUGCCCAAACCGGCCUUCCCGUCUAGUGCUCAGCAUGCGCCCCCGUCCGAAACAAAUGGCUCGUGCCUCUACAUCAAGCCCCCGCUCGUUCUCACUCGUCACGAUCUCUUCCUCGGCUCCCCAAAACCCCCCAACACCCCUCUCCCCGCUCCCCCUCCAUGGGCAGCCUGUGCCUGUAGCCGGGAGAGAGGAGCCAAGCAGAUGAGCACUCUGAAGAACAAGGAGCUGUCUCCAGUGAUUGGACAAAAGGGACUCCAAGGAGCAAUGACCUCUAGUGGACAAUCACAGCUGUCUGAGCACAGUCCACACACCCUGAGGAGAGCAAAGAAGCUGGCCCCGAUCCCACCUAAAGGCCCUUACUGCCAAACGGGAGCCAUGUCCGACCAGUCGACAGGUCAGCCGUCUCCGGUCAGCCUGUCACCCACUCCCCCCAGCACCCCCUCCCCAUAUGGCUUCAGCUACCCACAGGGAUAUGCCACCAUUGGCUCCCCGGGUCAGAUUCAGAUGGCAACCACCCCAUCUUUGUCCUCUCCACCCUCACUGGCCGGCACUCUCACCAAGGCCAGACCGACCCCCAAGCCGCCCCGACAGAGACCCAGCUUGCCUCCUCCUCAGCCUCCCUCCACACCCGGCACGAGUCCUCAGCCUCUGGACCAUUCGUCAGGGCUCCUGGACGGUCUGUCUCCUGGGGAAAGCAUGUCCACGGAUUCCCUCUGCAACUUGGACAUCCCCAUCAUUAACAUGGAACUGGACAGUAUUUUUGACUUGACCCACAUCUCCCCCUUCAGGAACUCAGUGGCGCAGCUGGAGUCGAACAACAGCAGAUCGGACUCGGAGGAAGAGUCUGAGAGCACAGUGCUAUGACACCACUGACUUCCCCCGCCCUCUCCGUCAGGCUACUGCUGCACCGUCUCGCUCGUUCAUCAACCUUUCACCUGUCUGGCUGGAUUAUCUUCGGCCUCCUCUGGAUCUCCUCAUCACGCCUCACCUGUGCUCGAUCCAGAGGGG
Messenger RNA from Archocentrus centrarchus (flier cichlid), 3275 nucleotides. Its product is annotated as rho GTPase-activating protein 44. The record is from RefSeq and is a predicted model, not a curated record. Gene Ontology annotation, cellular component: leading edge membrane; postsynaptic density; cytoplasm. Bases 198 to 3131 code for a protein of 977 amino acids. NCBI's taxonomy places the organism in Eukaryota, Metazoa, Chordata, Actinopteri, Cichliformes, Cichlidae. The transcript has 22 exons. Gene Ontology annotation, biological process: negative regulation of Rac protein signal transduction; regulation of actin cytoskeleton organization; modification of dendritic spine. Gene Ontology annotation, molecular function: protein binding; GTPase activator activity.